UAAUUUUUCUUUCAAUAUAAAUCUGUAACAUAACUAUUUCUCUGUAUUAUAAUUUUCUGAACAAUAAAGCAGUAUGACUAAAGCAGCAACAUUGCCAUCCACUACUUUUGACUUUUCUACGAUGGGUUUUCAGUAUCGCGACAUUAAUGGAUAUGUCAAAUAUACUUGGACUGAAGAAUCGGGAUGGGAUAAAGGUACAAUGGAAACGAAUCCAAUGCUAAACGUUCACAUGUGUGCAACUGGUCUUAAUUAUGGUCAACAGUGCUUUGAAGGCAUGAAAGCUUUCCGUGACAGCGAAAACCGUGUCCGUAUAUUUCGCCCUUACAUCAAUGCCGCUAGAAUGAACCGCAGUGCAGAUAUGGCUUUUAUGCCGAACAUUCCUGAAGAGCUCUUUGUUGAGGCUGUUCGUCGUUGCGUGGAAGCUAAUCUCGAAUAUGUUCCUCCGAAAGAAACAGGUGGUUCACUUUAUAUUCGUCCUCUCCUCUUUGGUAGUGGCCCUUAUAUUGGUAUGGGUGCUGCUCCAGAAUUCACUUUCAUAGUUUUUGCCAUGCCAGUAGGUGCUUUUUAUACUGGAGGUGUGAAACCUGUCGAUGCCAUUGUUAUUGAAGAUUUCGAUAGGAGUGCACCCAAUGGUACCGGUGGAACUAAAUUAGGCGGCAAUUAUGCACCCACCUUCAGCCACAUUAUGAAAGCUAAAAAAGAUGGUUACGCUCUGACUCUACACUUGGAUUCAAAGACUCAUACUUAUAUCGAUGAAUUCUCCACUUCCAACUUUGUGGCUCUUACUUAUCCUGAUGAUAAAGGCGUGCGAACCUUCGUAACACCCGACUCAAAUUCAAUCCUGCGAUCUGUUACCCGUUUAUCGCUCGAAGAUAUCGCUAUUAAAUUAGGCUGGAAAGUUGAAGAAAGACCAAUUACAUUUGCUGAAGUUGUGGAAGGUAAAUUUGCAGAAGUAGCUGCUUGCGGCACAGCUGCCAUCAUUACACCUGUGAAGAAAAUUGUUCGAGGGGAUCAAACAAUAAGAAUUGGUACUGAAGAACAGACUGAUCUUGGCGAAGGUUUUAAGAGACUCUAUAACGAAUACCGUGGUAUUCAAUCUGGCGAAAUCGAGGAUACUUUUGAGUGGAUGUGGCCAAAGGAAGGGUUGUAAUUUAUUGGGACAUAGAAUUUGAUCUUACAUAUUUUACAUAAACACCUUUCCAAACUGCAUGUUAUGUACAUAAUUGAAUAGAAAAUAAAUCAAAGAUUCAUACGAUGUGCUUUUUCAGCGUAUUUCGCAGCAUCUAUCGUACUUUUUGUCAUCAAAAUUAUCCUGAAUUGCACAAAAAUGAAAUUGGCUGUUACAAAAAAAUGAAUGUUGGCUAAAACCAAAUAUUGCACUUAAUCAUAGUGUGGUUAACUGAAUUAUUACAUAGUACUUUGCUUUUUGCAAUGUUUUCGACUAUUUGUAUAUAUAUUUAAUUUGUGGCUAUAAAUUAAUAAUGCUGAUCAGUCAAGCUUGUCUACAUGAAACUAGGGUAUAAUUGAUUUCGGGUUUGAUAUAUCCAAUUAGUUAAAGACUUACA
Messenger RNA from Mycotypha africana, 1565 nucleotides. Its product is annotated as branched-chain amino acid aminotransferase. The record is from RefSeq and is a predicted model, not a curated record. The transcript is spliced from 4 exons. Bases 74 to 1150 code for a protein of 358 amino acids. NCBI's taxonomy places the organism in Eukaryota, Fungi, Mucoromycota, Mucoromycetes, Mucorales, Mycotyphaceae. Gene Ontology annotation, molecular function: branched-chain-amino-acid:2-oxoglutarate transaminase activity. Gene Ontology annotation, biological process: branched-chain amino acid metabolic process.